CAUCGGCAAAAAAGGGUGGAAAACAACAGUUCUGAAACAAUGGUGUCGUCGAAGAAACCGAACCAGGAGAAGAAGCCGAAGAAUGGUGACGGUCUCAACACGCGCAGCUCCGGCUCCAAAACGAAGAAGAAGACGGCGAAUAAGGCGAAGUUAAAGGACGUUGCGGAGAAGGAGCCGGAGGUUCACGAGAUCUCGGAAUCGUCGAGCAGCGAAGGGAGGCGUGAUGAGCCGAAGGAAAGCAAUGGCGUCGUCGUUUCGGAAGACGCUAAGAUGGUUAGGUUCCCGAUGAAUCGGAUUCGGAGGAUCAUGAGAAGCGAUAACUCAGCUCCUCAGAUCAUGCAGGACGCUGUCUUUCUUGUCAACAAAGCCACGGAAUUGUUCAUUGAGCGGUUUUCUGAAGAAGCUUACGGAAGUUCUGUCCAGGACAAGAAGAAGUUCAUCCACUACAAACAUCUCUCAUCUGUAGUGAGUAACGAGGAGAGAUAUGAGUUCCUUGCAGAUUGUGUUCCUGAGAAACUAAAAGGAGAGGUGGCAUUGGAGGAAUGGGAAAGAAGUAUGACAGAUGUAGGCUGAGAUGAGAUAAAACCUGUUGGAACCUAACCUGAACCUUUGGGAAUUUGAGUCAUGUCCUGGUCAAUCGGUUCCAUCUGCCCAAUCUCCACAUUCCUUUAUAAUCCAUAAUGAGAUUGCAAAUAGUUCAUUUCUAGAAUAUAUUACCUUUUUUUUCUUUUUACUAGUUCGAGUUUGUAAGAUUAUAAGGUUUUAUAAUUUGGCUACAAUGAAAUUUAUGAUCGGCAA
Molecule: messenger RNA, 798 nt
Organism: Brassica napus (rape)
Lineage: Eukaryota; Viridiplantae; Streptophyta; Magnoliopsida; Brassicales; Brassicaceae
Product: chromatin accessibility complex protein 1-like
Exons: 4
Coding region: 40-573 (177 amino acids)
Biological process (GO): regulation of DNA-templated transcription
Cellular component (GO): nucleus
Molecular function (GO): protein heterodimerization activity
Source: RefSeq, a predicted model, not a curated record